GUCUUCGGUAACGAUCGAGAAAGGAAUAUGAUGCUAUCCUUGAGUUCGAAGUCACCCUUUUAUGCGCACACUGCGUCUUUUCGCACAUGCAGUUGCUCCCGAGUACUCCCCGACGGAGCUUCGACGUCAACUUCAGCGAUGCCAGAGCGAUGCGGCUGCACCACAGAUGGAAGCGUUGUCAUAUGACGGCGACAAAUUUGAAGCGUUCCGUUCAACAUGGUCGUACAUAAACAAACUCGGCAUGUAGUUGCAUCGUGGAAGUGAGGAAGACGAAAUCUACAGGGUGAAACAAGAAAUUUAUGCAGGGAUGAUUAUUUCAAAUUCGUGGAAAAAAGCAGACGUGAAGUUGGUUUCGAGCGCCGUGCAUGAUUCGUACUAGUAGAAAUUUUUAACCACGACAAUCUGGACCCACUAGCUGCUAUGGAUGCAGCGAACGCGCAACAGGUGGACAACGAAGCAGCGACUACACAAUAGAAAUAAUCACGUUUUUGCGUCGCUCGAAUCAAAUUGAGAAAGAAGUAGGAUAUUUUGCGUAUCUUCUGGCUACCGGGGCUGGAGCUCUGACCUUGAGCGAUUGCCCACAAGGAAGAGAGCUCGCUUGAGUGUCAGCUCUGUCAUCAUCAUCUUGGUGAAGCUGUUUUUUUCGCAGGUCGAUGGUUACUUCACUACUUGGAAGUUUAGGUACGAUGAAUGUGGGAAGGCGGGACGUCGACAAGCGUGCCGAUCCACGGGACGGACACCACAGCAAGCGGGUCUACAACCAGAGUUCUUACAACAACCAAGACCAGUAUCCUCAUGGUAGUCGAGGUAUUAGCAGUGCGGCAAGUAGUUACUAUAGUUACGGUGACAGGGCCGGCUUAAGCAGCAGGGAACAUCGAGACCACGAUAGUAAAGAGCACCAUAUGAGCUCGUCUCGUCGGGACCGCGACCAUCAAGGAUAUAGGCAGGAUGAGAACGGUGGACAUAGCACGAGAGGAGGAGAAUCCAGGAGAGGCGGUGGAGAUCACGCCGGGCACGCAAGUGGAAGUAGUCGAAGUGGGUAUAACGACCGCCACAAGGAGAGGGGCCGGGGAGGUAAUUCUGAAAGCGGAGGUGGAGGCGCUAAUGGCAGUGGUCGCUACCAUAGUAACAACACUUCUAGCAGUAAUCAACAUGAUCAUGAUAGCAGCGCUAAAAAUCAUAGCAGUCGAGAUCGGGGUGGACGCUAUCCUGGACGCGGCCGACGAGGUCCCUCUCCAAGCGGUAAUGGGAUGAGCCGUCCGCAAUUGAGGGAACGGGUACGCGAUAAUCAUCGAGACCGGUAUAGAGGUAGCCGUGAUUUAGCGUCAGGUUCGUCUGGCCCGAGCGCGAAGGCUAAUAGUGGCACGACUAGCGGCGCAAGACUGGUGUCAAGAAACAGUAGCGGCCGCGACGGAGGAGGCCGUGGAGACUCCUACAGCAACAACAACAGUGGUAUUAACAUACUGCACCAGAACGGCAGCUCUGGAGGUGGUUCCAAUAACCAUGGAGGAAGUAACUCAGAGCCCCCAGACAUUCGUGAGCGCGUGGGCUCGUCAAUGAGCCGUGGGACUGUAGCUGACCGAGAGCGCGAUGUGGACGGUCGCAACGGGGCCGCGCGACGUAGCAGAAGCCGUGGUGGUAACCAUGCCAAUGGAAAAAUUACGUCCCGAACUUCGCGGAGGCGGAACGGGGUGGAAUCAUCUGCACCAGUAGGGAGCACAACAUCGGCAGGUGGCGGGGGCAUCACCCUCAAACCGAGGAGUACUAAAUACGUAAUUGUGCUGCCGUAGACGUAUCGGACAGGUUGUCGAUGAUCUUUUGUGAUGCUUUGGCUCAUGAAGAUGUUGUCUACAGCUCUUGUUCUUACUCUUAGCUAUUGUUUCUGAGUUCGAGUUGUAUCUGUAGGCUAAGAAUAAGGAAAUAAUAUUCAUAUCUAACAGGUGCUGUUCUUAGGGAAAAACAACAGGAAGAGCAGGCUAAUAACAACACUGGCAGAGCACACGACAGCGGCGUAAUUUUGCGGAGGAGAGACGACAUACAGAUUGAGCCUCGUCACGGCAGGUAUUUAAAUCUAUUUCUAGAAGUUUUUCUAGUUGCUUCAAGAGAUGUGCAAUUAGUUUUGCUUGCCCUUCCGGCAGAAAGUAAAGAUUACUCUAUUGUCGUAUCUAGUAUAUUUAUCACGUCAUCAUCAUUUUGAUAUAUUCUCUCAGUCGAGCACCGACACCGUCUGGGGGAGGAGCACAGCAGGGGAGGCUCGAACUUCGGAGCCGUAGAGAAGUAAUUGAGAAGCGCGGAGGGUCCGAGGACGAUGCAAUGGUCACCUCCCAGCAGAACGCACAAACGCACGAGUUCAAGACAAGCCACGACUACGUGCAGCCAGAUGAGACUCCUAGUGGAUCCCCGAUGGAUGUCGAUCAUCGAAGUAGUCACCGCAGUGCUGGGAACCAGCAGAGCCCGGCAAGCCGAGUUGCUGCGAGCGAGAACUCAGAAGUCAGCGAACGGGAACGCAGCUCUUCAAGCGAGCAGGAACGAAGCGAAGAAAGCCGCAGGGAGCAACCUAAGUCAAGCAGCGAAGAAAACGAGGAUCCAGACGAAGACGAGGAUAGCCGGAGCAGCAUAACUUCAAGGGUAUUUUCCAUUUUCUGUCGUAGUUACUAUAGUUUCGUCGUCCAUCUCUAGGUCGCAACAAUAGCUUUUUUAGAGAUGAACGAAAAUUCUUUUAAAACUUCGCCUUCUCAGUCUCCCGAGGACAGCGAGGAAGAGGACGUGGGGGAUGAAGAGAGCGAUGAAGACGAGGAGGAUGAGGAAAGCGAAGACGAGUCUGAAUCUACUCCCGUGACGAAAAAACGGAAUAAGGGCACCUCUGGAAACAACACCACUAAAAGCGCUCAGACAGCAUCCAGUAGAACAGGUGCUGUACAAGCAGCUUCAUCGACUGCGAAUAACAAUGUAAUUUUUUCCAGCUCAUCAUCUGUGGCGCAAAACAAGACGACAGGACCCACUGCCGGCUCUUCCUCAAGCAGCAGUUCUGUUGGCGGCUAUAAGCAGCAGCCCCUCAUAAUUGUGACAGAGAUUUCCUAAAGAUCGUCAUAACCAUCGCGUGAAAAAAUAUCAUGUCAAUUGUUACGAAUACGAAUGCACUCAGUCAACAUUGGCUUAGCUCUAAUGUACAACCAGUUUCGGGCGGAGUCCAGGUUGAGCCAAGCAACAACCACUCUCUAGCUGCAAAGCUCGCGACCGCAGGGGAGCAGACGGCCUCUUUUGCACCGAACAAGGCAGCCCCCGCAAGCACAACCAGUUUCCCGACUGGAAAUAUGACCCUAGUCAGUACAACGUCCACGGGCAAAACCGGUACACGGAAGGCAGUAGACCCUUCUGUCGACGCGGGCGCGCAAGCAGCAGCUUUCGAUGAGAAAGUACAUGGAAAUUUUGAUGUAGUCGUAAGGGCCUAUGUGACCGACUAUUUGACUUUGAGUUCUACUCUGAGAUUACUUCCUUGUGCAACUUCAACUUUAACUUUAUGGGCUGAAGGUCAGUCGUUGGCGCCUUGGUUGUGUUUGUCUUGUUUGUUUGGUUGUUCGUCGUGGCCGUGUGCCCGUGUCCUUUCUCUCCAAUCAAAUCAGGGCUAGGAAGGGUUAGUUGUUAUUUGAUGGCUUAUUCUUGACUUUAUCAUCUAGCACAGAAUGGAGUAGCGACUGCGUCUGCAGUAAACAACUCAAUACUUUAUGACCGACUACUUCGGCUGAUCCUCGUUAUGAAAGAGAAAGAUGACUUAAACAUUUCUUGUGCCUAAAACUCAAACAGAUCGCUGCAGACCCGCGGAAUCUUCUCGAGGUUAGCGAAAUACCUGAGGCGCAACUCAAUGAAGAAGCUCUAAAUCCUCACUUUAGCAAGUUCGGCAAGAUUUUGAGCAUAGAAAUGGGAAGCCCCGAUGAACAACGCGCUAUGGUACAGUUUGGAUAUAUUCUCUAGUCGGUAUAUUAGGAGCACGGUGACUUAAUAUCUUGAUGGUGUUGCUUUCGGUGAUGAAGAAGUUUAAGAAUCCUACUCUCGGUAUUCAUACACAUACUCUGCACGACCACUAUCUUCCUCUAUUUUCUCUACAACUGGAUCCAGAUUAUUUAUGAGGAUACCAUGUCUGUCGGCAAAGCAUGUCGUUACGAGGGGUUGCAUGUGGGACUAGGAGUUUUAGUGCGAGAUCCGCGUGGGAAAUUUCAGGCAGUGCAAAAGAAUGCAGAGCUUGAUAUCGAAAGCAAGCGGCUUCUUGAGAAAUACACAGGCAUGCUACAAAAGGUAUUCGCCAGUUUUUAGCAGUUCCUCCAACAGUAGAAUUUAUUUUGUCAGGAUUACCAGUUAUUUUGUCAGGAUUGUAUUUCGCAUCCGCAAUCAUGGCAUGCGGGACUUCUACCUCAUCACCACAGGUGCUUGGCAUGCAGGCGAAGUUAGGCGAUCGGGAACCACAAAAGCGGGAGAUCUUAAACCAGAAGAUUAUCAAGUUGAAAGAGCAGAUGUCGAUGUUGACGGAGAUGAAGAACAAGAAGCAAGAACGGGCCGAGGGCGGAGGCUGGAGCGCGGAAGUGCCGGGGGGUGCAGUUCCAGAGGGGGGCGCAGACCAACAUGGCGGCUGGUGGGGCGGACACUACGGCAACGGCAAGAGCGGCGCGGACCACCUUGGUGGCGGGCCGUCGUGGGAUUCCUGGGCCGUCGGGGGACAGGAGGAAACCAGCGAAGAUCCCCAGCAAGCGUACAUCGACGACCAAGAGCCUCAAAUCACAACCGGCGGCGCGGUUGACAUGGAGGCUGAGGGCGCGCCAAUGCCCGACAGUCCUGAGCGUAUGCGAACGGAAUCGGCAGCGGCGGACUAUAUUGAGGAGCUACCCAGUUUUGUACCAUGAUGUUGAGCAACCCAACAUCUUCACCCAAGUAGUAGAAGUACUACGCAGAACGACAACCCGCGUCUUCUUUCAUAACGCUAUCUGCGAAACACGUCAACAAGAACUACCCACUUUUUCCUAAACACACCGUCCUCGUCGUCUGAUCCGGAAAAACAGCUUUCCCAGUCGAACACCAUGUUGCACACCUACAACUCAGCGUGAACCAGCUUAACCUCAAUCCGCUCCUCCAGUUUUACCUCAACCCUGCCUGCCUCUCUUCUCCUCUCCGUAUCUUGUGAGCAGGUUCAUUGUCUUGCUGAUGGUGUAUUGCGGGGUCCCAUCACCGUCUUUCCCUUCGACACUGAACAUGGCGAUUUGGAUUUAGAUGGCGAUGUUUCGCUUUUGCAUGCGCAUUGUUACUCGGGCAAAAUUUUUUGAAAAUCUCCGUAUUAAAGAUGUUUUGAACUUCCAUAUGAAGUACUGAGAUGCGGUCAUCUAGUGUGUCUUGUAAAUAGAUGACGCAUUAUUCUGACCUUGGAACCUUCCGGUUAAAACCGCAUGAAGAAAUUCUUGUCAUCGUUUAUCUUCAUCAUCUGUUGUCAAUAUUCGAAAUUGAUAUUUUGUCAUUGAUCAAUCUUAAUUUUAUAAUUUGAAGGUUAGGGGGUGGGCGAGUUUUUCAUCCACGAGCAGACUAUUUCUUCGUGAAUGAACGAAGAAAAUAAGAUCAUGACGUCUUCGCGUUGUUCUUCAGGAGUUGUGAUUUGUUUUGACAGGCACAUGGGAGUGUAGUAUUUUUGUUUACAGCAACGAACAUAAUCAUAAACAUUUAUCAUGACGAUGAUCUAGUCGCUAACAAAUGCUAAGUCGAAGAAGUCAAAUGUUCUUGAGAAUACGAAUAGAUUGAUUGAAGACACAAGUCCCAGUCAGGAGCAUCAGCUUCUGUUGAUGUUGUAUCAUGUUUAUGAUUUACAGGUUGGAAACUCACUUCUAACAAGUGACUCCUCUUAUCCUUCUAUAGUCAGUCUAAUAAUUUGCCGUCAAAAUCAAGAUGUAGUAAGUAUGUUCUAACCAACGGACCCCUUUUCGAUUGAGAAUGAAAUGUUGGAGAACACAGGUAUCGAGCUUGGUUUUGGCUCCCUCAUGAAAUGAAAGCUAUCAAACCACAAAUAAUGACAUCUUUCGUGACUGAGCUAUUUAGCAAUUUCAAUUCAUCGAUUAUUGGACGAAUGAAAAUUUGUUUUUAUAUCUAGAGGGAUCUUCAUCAAAGCAGGAUGUAGUCUAUUUUCUAAUGUCGUCAGAUCUUUGAUAAUCCUCCAUUUUUUUGGGGCGAGUGGCGAUUAUUGCGGUGGAUGAAGUCCAGUAAAAGGGCGCCGAUUCCGACAGUCCACGGUUGACCUUUAUCUAUGUAUGAUCAUCAAUGUAUAUUCCUGUGUAAGUAGAAAUCAAACAAGAUAUGUUCGUGGGGAAGCACGACUCUGUCAGAUUUAGAACUCUCUCCUACGCUCAACCUCCUCCACCUAUUUCCCCAGUAUCAGUUUGAAAAAUCGUGAGUCGUAAACAUAUUCAACAUGGUGUGUUAAUUUAUCCCACAGAAAAUCGCAUCUUCCAUGUCCACCACACAUAAAGAAAUAUGGAAAUCCAACGCUUCCUAACUCGAUGUUGACCCAAACGUCGAGCCACGCAGAUACGCGAAAACCGAAAUACUUUCAAUCGUUCGGGCGUUUCUGAAAGGGGAGAUGGAUUCGUGAUC
Molecule: messenger RNA, 6624 nt
Organism: Amoebophrya sp. A25
Lineage: Eukaryota; Dinophyceae; Syndiniales; Amoebophryaceae
Source: the annotation of a GenBank genome assembly